AUGACGUUUCGAGCCGGAGCUGCCAAAGUCUUGCCAGGCGAUCGAGCUCACAUCGUGCAGGUUGGAUUGGGCGACAACCGUACCUUCCUCCAUGAGCUGACAGGGGGCAAGACAAAGGCCGACGUGAGGUGGCUUUUGUCCGCCUGCUCCUCGCGGAAGGAUUUCCUUGGGGUGGCAGUGGAGCCCGUGUGGAAACACUUCCAAGCAGCCAGGAAUUUGGCCUGGCGGACGGAUGCGAGCGUCGCGCUCGUCCAGGCCGCCCUGGGCGCGGAGGAUGGCCAGUGCCGAAUCUUUUAUGUGGACGAGCCGGAGCCAAGGGACCUGGCGCGCCUGUCCCCGAGGGCCAGGGAAAACUUUGAGUGGCAGAUGAGCUACCUGCGGAACAUGUCCUCGGCGGAGGAAAUUUCGCCCCACCUGGCGCACUUCCAUGGGCGAUUACAGGGCAGCCUGGGCGUGGCGGUGCCGCUGGUGGAGAACUGGGUGCCCAUCAUCACCUGGACGCAGCUGGCGGCGCAGGUGGGCUUCAAGGGCUGCGAGGUGCUGAUCCUGGACACCGAGGGCUUCGAUGUGGAGAUCUUGCGGUCCAUGAUGCAGCACUGCGAGCGCCGGCCACAGGAACUGCCAUGGCUGAUCCAGUUCGAGAGCAAUGGCCUUUGCAAUGCUAGAGCGGGGUACGACUGUGAAACCGAAAUCAUGGAGGAGCUGGAGAGAGUCCACUAUGUCUGUGUCGGAAAGGGUCGAGACAGCUACUGCGUCCUUAAGGAUGCCCUGCCAAAAUCUUGGGCGCUGCAAAAGUGGCUGGAGUCGUGGUGCUGCGCAGAAUGCGCCUGGCAUGUGGAUGGAAGCAGGCAAUGCGCGGGACUGCUUCCCAUACGUGAUUACUCCAGAAGUUCUUUGCCAGAGAUGCAGCAAGAGAUCCCGCUGGUGGUGAGGGAAGACGCUUAUGGUGAUGCCGAGCCAAGGUAUGGCUUUGUAGAGUUCAAGAAUGAGGAGGAUGCAGACUAUGCCAUCAAGAUCAUGAACAUGAUCAAGUUCUUUGGAAAGCCCAUUCGCUGCAACAAGUCCUCUCAGGAUAAGAAGACCAACGAGGUUGGCGCAAACCUCUUCAUUGGCAACUUAGAGCCCGAGGUGGAUGAGAAGAUGCUCUACGACACCUUCUCCGCCUUCGGGGUUUUGCUGUUCGCGAAGGUGAUGCGUGACCCUGACAAUGGCCUGUCCCGGGGCUUCGGCUUCAUCUCCUACGACACCUUCGAAGCCUCCGACGCGGCGCUCGCGGGCAUGAACGGGCAGUUCUUGUGCAACAGACCCAUCAGCGUGUCCUACGCCUACAAGAAGGAGACCAAAGGAGAGAGGCACGGCUCCGCCGCGGAGCGCCUCAUUGCCGCCAACCGGCCCAAGGAAGGGCCCACGCCGGCUGCAGCGCCGGGGCGGUCGGGCGCGCCUGCUAUGCGGCCACCGAUGAUGCCGCCGGGCAUGCCGCCCAUGUGA
Effrenium voratum is the source of this 1488-nucleotide messenger RNA. The record is from the annotation of a GenBank genome assembly. NCBI's taxonomy places the organism in Eukaryota, Dinophyceae, Suessiales, Symbiodiniaceae.